Messenger RNA from Penicillium salamii, 1392 nucleotides. Lineage: Eukaryota; Fungi; Ascomycota; Eurotiomycetes; Eurotiales; Aspergillaceae. The record is from the annotation of a GenBank genome assembly.
AUGGAUACCGAUGGAGUGGCCCAGAUGUCAAACCACCGCCACUGGCACAUCCUGGUGGCGGUCUGCAUGGUGAUGUGGGGAGUCUACUUUGUGUACGAUGUUCCAGGCUCUCUUUCGGUAGCUUUGCAAGAGCAUUUGUCACUUCCAGCCCCUCAAUAUACGUAUCUUGUGUCGGCACUCUAUACAGCUUAUGCGGUUCCCAACAUGAUUCUCCCCUUUUUUUCGGGGUACCUCGUACAGCGAAUAGGCGAAAAGUGGGCUCUUCUCGCCACUCUACAAGCCGUAUUAGUUGGCCAGUUGAUCUUCUCACUUAGCCUCCAGUUAAGAAGUCAGCUGGGAAUGAUUCUAGGGCGCGUCUUUAUCGGCCUCGGAGGUGAGAUAAUUGGCGUUUUGGGAACCGAAAUUACAACCCGCUGGUUUAAAGAGAAGCAGUUGUCGUUGGCGUUGGCGAUCACCUUGUCGGUGUCAAGACUUGGCUCGGUCGCAAAAUCUGCUAUCAUUCCCGUCUUGAUAGAGGAUUUUGGAAUAGUACGUGCCGUAUGGAUCGGAUCGAUUCUAUCUUUGGGCGUCGCUGUGGUGGGUGCCAUCUACCUACUCGGUGUUCGUGGUGGCACGCUUGUGCACCAUGAGAGCGAGAAUGCGGGAAAAAUGAGCCCGGUUCGACAAUUCCCUUCCGUCUUCUGGAAACUUGCGUUGAUUUGCGUCUUGGGUUACGGAGGAAUCAAUACCUUCCCUAUUUCUGCACAGCGAUUUCUAGCAGCCUGGUUCUACGAUGGGGAUCAGCGAAAGGCUGGGGCUGUCACCGGAAUACCAUACUUUCUUUCUGGAGCUCUCGUCCCGGUGUUUGGGCUUUUUUUCAACGAAAAUUCAUUCCAAAGCUACCCGCCAUCCCUAUGUGCAGCUAACAUUCUCAUGGGAGUGGCACACUUACUAUUGCUAGUUAUAACACAGCCUACUUUACCUCUCACUAUGCUAGGUAUAGCUUACGCACUUUAUGGGGUGGCAUUCUGGGCUGCUCUGGCACAAUGCCUUUUGUCAACCGUGGAGUCCAUUUCAGCGAAGGAAAAUAUGUCGCACAGCUGGGAAAGAUCUAUGAAUGAAUCCGAGUACGGGAGUAUUCAUCCUUCAGAACCGCCUGGUGGUUUUUCCGAUGACCCCGAAGAACAUGAGCCCCGCGGAACAAACGCAGAGAGCCUUAUUACGCUUGGCUAUGGAAUCAUGACAAGUUUGAACAACUUGAGUUCUGCUGUGAUUCCGAUCCUUCUCGCCAAGGUUGAGAAUGUCAUGGGGUUCACCGGUCUCGAGGUAGUCUUUUUCAUUCUGUCAUUGCUUGGGCUGUUGGCGUCUUUCGAACUGUUCUUGUCGUUGUCGGUAAGAGUUUCACUUCAUUAG